AUGUCAUUGAUGUUCCUUUGGACCUGCUGCAACAGCCUGGUGGAAGCUACCGAGCAGCUGGAGACGGCCGCGGCCCGCAUCCUUGACCCCGCGGCGGCCGUCGCGCACGUGGGGGAGGCGGCGGGCGGCGCCGCGGCAGCGGGCGGCGCGGCAGCGGGCGGCGGGCGGCGGCGGCGGGCGUGGCUGGACGGGCGCGGCAGCUUCAUGCGACCGCUGCUGCAUCUGAUGGUGAUGCGGCCCACAUGGCAUCAUUUGAAGACGGCGGCGGUCGACCACAUCCCCGCGGCGCUGAAGAGCCGGGAGGCCCUGUCUGCAGCGCUGUCGGACCGCACCUUCCAGGCAGCUGCCAAGUUCUUCUUCGCCACGUCGACCGUGCUGCUGCUCACCCUCGCCCUGUCUGCGGCGGAGCCGUCUGUGCGGUACGCGCAGCCGAUCUUUGGCUUCGUGGCGACGUGCGUGGCAGUGCAGGAGCGCGUGGAGGCCACCGCUGACAAGGCAAGCCGCGGCCGAGGGACAACCUGA
Monoraphidium neglectum is the source of this 522-nucleotide messenger RNA. RefSeq lists its product as hypothetical. Lineage: Eukaryota; Viridiplantae; Chlorophyta; Chlorophyceae; Sphaeropleales; Selenastraceae. The record is from RefSeq and is a predicted model, not a curated record. The coding region runs from base 1 to 522 and encodes 173 amino acids. The transcript has 2 exons.